AUAAUUAGACUGUUUUAAGGUUACCAAGUGUGUUUAUUAUCCUACGAAACACAAAAGUAAAGGAAACCCUAAAAUCAAAGUAGCUGAACCAAGAAGAGAAAGUACUACCGCACUAAUCUUCUUCUUCUUCUUCUUCUUCUUCUUCUUCUUUAUUCCAAUUGUUAACUGAUAAAGCCCAAAAAGAAUUAUUUGUUGUAGACGAUACUAUUAAAAACUGUGCUCUCUCUCCAUGCCCAUGGAUUCAUUUCCAGAAAUGGAUAGCUUCAACUUGGAAAACGCUAGCCUCAACGUUAGCAAUAACGGUGCCACAUCACUUGCAACCCCGUCUUCUUCGACGUCAAGCCGGUACGAGAACCAAAAGCGCCGUGACUGGAAUACCUUUGGACAGUACCUGAAGAAUCAUAGGCCCCCACUUUCACUCUCCAUGUGUAGUGGAGCUCACGUCCUGGAGUUCCUUCGCUACCUCGACCAAUUUGGAAAAACCAAAGUCCACACUUUUAACUGCCCCUUCUAUGGCCUGCCAAACCCACCUGCCCCUUGUCCAUGCCCACUCCGUCAAGCCUGGGGUAGCCUCGAUGCUCUCAUCGGCCGCCUCCGAGCUGCCUUUGAAGAAAAUGGCGGAAAACCUGAAGCAAACCCAUUUGGAAUCCGAGCUGUGAGGCUUUAUCUUCGUGAGGUUCGCGAUUUGCAGUCAAAAGCAAGAGGGAUUAGCUAUGAAAAGAAGAAGCGUAAGCGACCCCUAGCCAACCAAACCCCAACUCUUCCAGUGCCACCACCACCACCACCAAGUGCGAGCUGAAAUAUGCAUCGCCAAAACCCCAUAACCAUAAGCAAGUUGCAGUUUAAUUAGUCUAGCGUAUAACUAAAUGUUCCUCCCUGGCUGCUGCUUUGCUUGAUCUAUGAAAGGUAGUUUUCUUUCACCUUUUCCAUCAGCUACAUGGUAUUGGUUUGAGACAUAAGUACUAUAUUAUUUUUAGGAUAGUUUUACUUCUCGAUGCCUUGUGCCUUUCUACUUUCUGUUAGAGUGGUAAAAACUGGUAAUGCUUUUGAGACUUUUGGGGACUCCUUUGAAAUCUACUUUUGAUGCAAACAGUGUCAGUAUCCUCAGUAAUGAACUAGUACUAAAAAAACAGUCAUUCUAGGAGUGACUGUACUAGCAGUUGUUAUUGCCUAAGUGGAACUGAUCAUUGCCAAACUAAUUAACCAUAUGUUUGAAGUUCAUAUCUUUCUUCA
Messenger RNA from Gossypium raimondii (Peruvian cotton), 1233 nucleotides. Its product is annotated as protein G1-like3. Bases 230 to 799 code for a protein of 189 amino acids. The record is from RefSeq and is a predicted model, not a curated record. The transcript has a single exon. Gene Ontology annotation, biological process: response to light stimulus; mRNA transcription. Gene Ontology annotation, cellular component: nucleus. Lineage: Eukaryota; Viridiplantae; Streptophyta; Magnoliopsida; Malvales; Malvaceae.